Molecule: messenger RNA, 2094 nt
Organism: Pecten maximus
Lineage: Eukaryota; Metazoa; Mollusca; Bivalvia; Pectinida; Pectinidae
Exons: 5
Coding region: 595-1650 (351 amino acids)
Source: RefSeq, a predicted model, not a curated record
UAGAGCUCGCAGAAUGCUUAACAUAGAACUGGGGUUUUUCUGUCUUUCUGCGCAUCGUCCUUUGUCACCUUUCAGCCUCAGCAGUAUUCUCUGGAAUUCCGAUUACAGCGCUUUCGCCCAAAACCAGAUGCUUGCUCGAUAAGGAAAAUCGAAAGGGGGAGGCGGAUUGUCUAGUGGGAGCCUGACAGUGAGAGAAAGUACUCGUGUGUGUGAUACUGGAUUACCUAGAAAUUUGUCAGAUGCUGUAACUUCACAUACUGGUAUCCUAUUUAUAGACAUGACACCAGAAAACGUCUGGUGUACAAAAGACAGAACGAUAGUAGGAGAAAUGCUCUUCAAAACAGAAGUAGUUAACAGUGACACUACUUACAUGUAGUUAAAACUGGAGCAGCUACAGACGUACUGACCAGAAACCUGUUGGUAUCAGUUGAUGUUAUGACACAGCCCCCGUGUGUGAGCUGUUUUAUUCCUGCCAGACUGGAAUACAUUGUAAUAUAAAUAAUACCGACAGUCGGAAUAUCUCUACUGAGCAAUGCACGUGUAAUUAUGUGUCGGGAACGUAUCUAUCUGUAGAAGAAUGAUCACAGUCCGGGUAUGAGACCACCGGGUCCAGCCACCAUCUUGUAUUCUGUCGUCUGCUUCAGUCUGCUUCAUCUUCAGCGUUCGAUGGCGUCUCUAAUACCUCAGACACAUUUCUGCGACUCGGGGAUAUGUGCCGGCUUGCCUUUGAGGCGGAUGAGUUGGGAUCCUGAGGAAGCCACCCUGACACCCACGGCCCAUAUCGUAUUACCACUCAACUCCAGCCUGUUUCUCGACAAACUACUGGACACGGCGCCUUGUCCACCCGUACAACGAGUUCAUCUUAUUUGCGAAUCGUGGUCGGCAAAGAUUGACUCGCUGACUUGUGAGGAGAGAACACAGAUUCUAUUCCGAUGUGUCGAGAGGUUACCUAUUGGUGAUAUUUGUGGAUUAAUUAGGAAAUGUCCACUCACGUGUAAAGCGUUGGAAACACUUCGGAAUUUAUAUUGUUCGAAACAUUCUAUACCGGAAGUGGUUCCAUCAGUUAGUGUCUCAACAUCCGUUAUAAUGACAACGUUUUCUUACAAUAUUAAUGUAACCAAUGGCUCUGAUUGGUCAACAACUUCACAGGGCCAAGGAGGGGGCGUAAUUGUUGGUGAGGACGACGGACGUCUGAGAGGAGAAGUGGUCAUUGUUCUCGUCAUUGUCGGUGUCUUCGGUUUUGUUUUCCUUCCCCUCAUCGUUUAUCUUCUACUAAAUAGGGACAACAGAACUGGAAUAUCCAGAUGUUGUGGUGCGAUGUGGUCAUGUUGUACGCGAGGGUUUUGGUCCUGGUGUAAAACCAAAAUAUGUCCAACUCAUGACCGGUUCAACAACGAAGAUCACAAGAAGGACGGUGUUGUCGAGGAGGAGAUUGUCGCCAUUACGCCGUUAAAUGCUAUAGAGUUGGGGGCAUCGCCUGCCAGUGCGAACACAUCUGGAUCGUUUACAAACGACAGUGGGAUCGGUUUCGAUCUAGACUUUCCAGAAGCAGAUGAACAAACACCAGACGAAUACAGAAAUACUCCCUGGAUACAACGAAGAAGUUUAUUGGUUGACAAUGACUUUGAUUUUAAUUGGUCACAUCUCUGACCAGUGAGCGACAUUUGUGUAGUAAACUUAUCAAUCAAUCAAUCAAUCAAUCAACUUGUAUUUUGUUUUAAGAAGCAAUUUCCAUUUCAAUUCGAGCAUGCAAUGGUCUAAAUGAGAUGAAGAUGCAGUAAUUGUCGUUUUGUUACAAAUGAGCGCCUUUAUCCACAAGGAACAGUUGCAAGAGGUAAACUUCGAUGCAAAAAACAGCAUAUCGUGUGAUAAGGGAGAUCACUCUGGUAAACUUUUCAGACAAUUAUUAAGCAAUAUAAGACAAAGUUGUCGUUACCAGUUUGCUGAAGAUUUCAUAUCAUUGACCUUUUUACACACCUCAUAUCAUCAUGUGGCCUUGGUGACGCAGUACUAUUCAGUAACCAGAAUACGUUUGUAUUUGCUAAUACAGUUGUUUUACACGUUAUAAACUACAUUGAUAUGUAGAUGUAUGUA